Messenger RNA from Solanum stenotomum, 446 nucleotides. RefSeq names its product mitochondrial import receptor subunit TOM6 homolog. The transcript has 2 exons. The coding region runs from base 72 to 236 and encodes 54 amino acids. NCBI's taxonomy places the organism in Eukaryota, Viridiplantae, Streptophyta, Magnoliopsida, Solanales, Solanaceae. The record is from RefSeq and is a predicted model, not a curated record. Gene Ontology annotation, cellular component: mitochondrial outer membrane translocase complex.
CAGUAGGAAGCUAGGGUUUUAGAUUGUUCAAUCUCAAAUCUCAAAAGUUUGGAUUUAGCGAAGAAGCAAAAAUGUUUCCAGGAAUGUUCAUGCGUAAACCUGACAAGGCAGCUGCUUUGAAGCAGUUGAAGACCCACGUCGUCCUGUUCGGUACUUGGGUCGCAGUGAUUCGAGUCGCCCCAUACAUCCUCCACUAUUUCUCCGAUCAGAAAGAAGAACUCAGCCUGGAAUUCUAGAUUACAGCUUCGUUUUGCUCUUCUUUCUUCCCAGCUUCUCUCGAGGAAUGGAAGAUGAGAAGGAACGGAGCAAACAUUUAUUUCUUGUCCUUUCAUUACCAUAUAUGUCCCUAUUUUGAAAUUUGUUGACAUGUAAUUUGGUUAUGAUCCUAGUUGUUUGAGAUAAAACUUACAGUUCAAGUGAUACAUUUUAUCAACUUGUUUUGUUUA